Molecule: messenger RNA, 946 nt
Organism: Leptinotarsa decemlineata (Colorado potato beetle)
Lineage: Eukaryota; Metazoa; Arthropoda; Insecta; Coleoptera; Chrysomelidae
Cellular component (GO): membrane
Molecular function (GO): phosphatidylinositol bisphosphate binding
Source: RefSeq, a predicted model, not a curated record
ACGCAUCUGACAUGGAUACCACUUCCGAUUACUUUGAAGACUUACCUAUCGUUUUGGAAAAAGGCUUGAAAAAGAAUGGUAGAACUAUACAGGAUUUGAAAAAAGACAUUCAUAUAGUAAAAGAAUGGAUUCAAACGCAACCACACUUUCCGGAAACACCAGAUGAUAACACAAUAGUGAACUUUUUGUUCAUGAAUAAGUUCAGUAUUGAAAAUGUCAAGAACAAAUUUGACAUGUAUUAUACAAUAAGAACUGUACUACCAGAAUUUUUUCGUAACAAACAUCCUCUUCAAUCUCGAAUGCAAAAUACAAUGGACACCAUGUUUUGGAUAUCUCUGCCAAAAGUAACCGAUGAAGGCUAUCGAGUAACCAUUUUCCAUCUUCCGCAAGCCAAUUCCGAAAGCUUCGAUGUGAUCAAUUGUUUAACAUAUUCGUAUAACGUUUUUGAAGUGAGAUUGCAUGAAGAUUACACAGUGGGGGAAAUCUUCAUUUACGAUUGUAACAACGUUACCAUGGGGCAUGUGAUCAAAGUUACGCCAACUAUAGUCAAAAAAGCAUCUUUAGUAUGGGAGGACACCUUCAACAAUAACACAAAACAAAUACAUCUCAUCAACGCCCCGUCAUAUCUUGAACCUAUUGUAUCUUUGGCAAAAAAAAAUGAUGAAGCCCAAAAUGGCAAAUAGGUUUCAUUUCCACAAGAAAGUAGAAUCAAUCCACAACUUCGUACCACACCGGAUAUUACCAGAAGAUUAUGGAGGAGAUGAAAUGUCACUGCGAGCACUGAACGAGCGUUGGAGAGAAAAAUUUUGCCAAUACAAAGAGAGAUUCGAUGUUUUGGAAAAUCUGCAAAUUGACGAAUCACUGAGACCAGCCCCUCUAUUGAAUGAUGAAAUACUAGGAUUUUAUGGAAAUUUCAAAAAAAUAAAUGUUGACUGAAGUAGCUUCA